AUGAGUGAAACCGUGAAAUAUAGCGAUAUUUUAAAACCCAGAAAUAUACAAUUUGGUAUUUUUAAGUUUAUGACUCGUUCAUGGGAACCUAAGAAAACUGUAACUCUAGGAAAAUAUUAUUCACCUCAAGAAAUUAAAAAGGUGGUCGCUGAAUCUGUAUACAUCGAUGCCUACUUAGAAGCGGAGAGUGCCCGCAGUGGUGCACCUAAAGAACAGCUGCGAAAAGAGGUAUUUGAAUAUUUAGAAGAGAUUGCAAUGGAUAAAAAAAUGCAUAUAAUUCGUUGGAUGGGAAUAAUGUUUCUUAAAAUAUGUUUCAUGAUGAAAAUAGGAGUAUUUGUCAAUGAACCUGCAUUGCUUAAGAUAAAAUCAUCAAUGGGCAAAAAUCCAAUAUUAUUCUUGCCAACUCACCGAAGUUAUGCUGAUUUUUGUCUUAUGACAUAUCUAUGCUUUCAUUAUGAUAUAGAAUUACCUGCUGUUGCUGCAGGAAUGGACUUUUAUUCAAUGGCGGUGAUCGGUCAAAGUAUGCGGGAAACGGGAGCAUUUUACAUUCGACGUACAUUAGUCGGCUCGCCCCUUUAUGCGGCCACGCUACGUCAUUACGUACGGACUCUGGUGGCGAAGCACUACGCGCCUGUGGAGUUCUUCCUCGAAGGAACUAGGAGUAGGAGUAAUAUGAGUUUAUUGCCUAAAUACGGCAUGUUGUCAAUGUCGCUCGUGCCAUACUUCGCGCGCGAAGUUGCAGACGUCACGAUAGUGCCUGUUAACAUCAGCUAUGACCGUCUCAUGGAACAGAGUCUCUUCGCAUUCGAACACAUGGGUGUGCCCAAACCUAAAGAAACUACUGGGGGAUUCCUAAAAUCAUUAUAUAGAUUAAACGAUAACUACGGCAACAUUUAUAUAAAUUUAGGCGAUCCAAUUUCUUUAAGAGAAUAUUUAGGGCAAGAUUUGCCCUUCUCUUCAGAGACUUUAAAGCCCUUAGAUUUGCAACAUCUGACCACUGAACAGUUCAAAUAUGUUCAAGAUAUUGCCGAUUACACGGUUUCCAUGCAACAGGAGAGCACUGUUGUCACUAUAUCGAAUUUAAUCUGUAUUAUAUUAAUGGAGAGCAUUAUAAAGAACGAAGUGUUGAGUUUGGAACAAGUAUCGAUCAAAAUAGAGUGGUUGAUUCAAAUUUUGCGGACACUUGGUGCAUCGGUUUUUGAAAACGACGUGAAAACCAGUAUCGACAGGAUUUUAUUGGUCCAUAAGAAAAUAAUGAAGUUAGACGGUGACAAUAAAUUACGUCUCGUCUCUGGCACUCUGAUGGAUGUCAGUCCUGAAGUACAGAAAAAAAUGAAAGGUCACAUUUUAAAAGCGGAAACUAUGGUGAAUGCAAUUCCGAUCAUUGAAUUGCAGUUGUAUGUGAAUCCAGUCCUGCACUACUUGGUGCCGCCUGCCAUUGUGUACCUCGCCGUGCUGAAAGGAGAGAAUACUAUUGAGGGCCUUUCCGCUGACUACCAUCGCCUGAGAAAGUUAUUAAGAUACGAAUUCUUCCAUUUAGAAAAGACUGAAAAAACGACAUUCAACAAGGCGUUAGAAUAUUGUGUGCAGAACAAAGUGAUCACAGACACAUAUAGGAACGGCUCGGAGGAAUCGUUGCAGCUGUUAUUGCAAUGGACGGUGACGCCGGCUCUCACAACGUUGGCUAACUGCGUAGAAGUUAUGGCGGAGCACAAAAAGUGCGAGCACAGACAGGCGUUGCGGCUGGUGCAGGAGCGCGCGGAGACGCGCCGCCUGCACCCCUACUGCCUCAGCCUCGAGUCCAUCGCCAACUGCUUGCAGGGGCUUGCCCUGAACGGGACCGUUACUAAACGGAGAAAG
Messenger RNA from Brenthis ino (lesser marbled fritillary), 1860 nucleotides. Lineage: Eukaryota; Metazoa; Arthropoda; Insecta; Lepidoptera; Nymphalidae. The record is from the annotation of a GenBank genome assembly.